This is a messenger RNA of Diaporthe amygdali, 1461 nucleotides long. RefSeq lists its product as uncharacterized. The transcript has 4 exons. The record is from RefSeq and is a predicted model, not a curated record. Bases 1 to 1461 code for a protein of 486 amino acids. Gene Ontology annotation, biological process: regulation of DNA-templated transcription. NCBI's taxonomy places the organism in Eukaryota, Fungi, Ascomycota, Sordariomycetes, Diaporthales, Diaporthaceae. Gene Ontology annotation, molecular function: zinc ion binding; DNA-binding transcription factor activity, RNA polymerase II-specific.
AUGGCGCAGCCCGUCCCGACUAGGAACCACCGUGCAAGCGAGAGUGGUGUCGGGUCACAACUGCUAUCAUCCUUGUCGCGGGCGCGAGGUGGGCACGCGAGUGGGCGAGUUGCCGAUCUGUCUAAGCUGACUCUGCCUGCCUUUUGGUGGUUCCAGUGUGACGAGACACACCCCACCUGCAACAACUGCAAGAAGUCGAAGCGCGAGUGUCUGGGCUACGAUCCAAUCUUCAAGCAGCAGCAAACCCCCUCGGCACUCCAGCCUGCCCCCAGUGGCGGCCCCUCGCCGUCCGCCUCGGCGACAUCUACAGCCGCCCCGACUGCUCCUCCGGGCACUGCAGCCCCGUACACAACCCACCCGACGCCUGUGCUCACCCCAAGUGACCCGCCCGCCGCCCGUGAAUCAUCCGACGACAGCGCCACCGUCAAACACGAACCCUUUGAGCCUGCGAGGCCAUCCAUCAACAUCGACCCGGCCUUGGACAAGGCUGGAUCUGCCUCGUUCGCUGCCUCUGCUGCUGUGACCGCCGCCCUCACAGCUGCACGGUCACCCACCGCCGACUUCACCGUGCUGCAGCCUGGAGAGGCACCGCAGCUAAGAGUAAAGAUGCUCAAGGUCGAUGAGAUCAUCGACCAUUCUGGCGCCGCGCCUCGAAUCGAGACGAGCCUGAGGCCGACGCCGCAGUCUGUCGAGGAACUCACCAAGAUCUACUAUGAGAUCUACGUUCCUGGCCUCUGCCAAUUCUUCGAAUCGCAAUGGUUCAACUUCCAGAGCCAGGGCCAUAAUUCUAUUUCCAUCUUUCUUCACAACGACCCCCUCAUCUCCCUCCUGGGCAGCUUCCUCGUCUCGCUGCACACCGUCAAUGCCGACCCCAACCACUUCUCGUACUGCGGACACCUCGAAACCAGGGUUGUUUGGGCUUUGGCCAAGCUGGCAUACACGAUCCCUUCUGGGAUAAACAUGCCACGUGAUGACCCAUUGCCAGAAAACAACCCCAGCGAGACGCGUAACCGCGUCCACGUCUUCGAGGCACUUUUGAACGGCGAGACCCUCGCAACAAACCCUCUCAUCCCCCCUCCAAGAAACGCCGAUCAGCAUCGACGCAAGGAGUAUGAGUUCUGGUACUCACUGGCCGAGUUCCUGCGGCUUCCUGACCAGGUCGGGCGGGAGCAGCAUCUGCAGAGGCUUCGGGGCCUUUUGGAUGGUCGAGAAAACCGCGACGUGCUCUACUCGCUAGCCAUCAUACGGGACCUCGGCCCGCGAUUCGGGCCCGGCUACGAGAAUAAGAUCCCGGAUCACCUCGACGAGAGCGAGCCGCGCAAUAAACUUCACGUGGCCACCCAAUUCAUCAAGGCAGAGGCCUCUGCCACGGGUGGCACAACCAACGUCGUCCGUCAGCUUACCUUCGUAGCGUGUCGGGCGCUCGUCAACCCUGGUUUCAACAUUGUGCGCAAGCACUAA